AUGCGAGGAGAGCUUCGGAGAGUUGAAGCGGAGAUUGACAUCAGUGUCGAUCCUGGCAUUACCACGGCCGGGAAUGCUAUACGAGCCUACCAUCCGGGAAAGGCUAAUGUAGUGGCCGAUGCGCUUAGCAGGAAGAAGAUCCUAGCGGUCACACGUGUUGUCACCUCAUCUCGCAGCAACGCCGGUGUGUUGACUGCAAUGUUGGGACAUCUCUCAUUGACGCCCGAGGAGUCGACAUCGACUCUGAUCGAGCACGUGGUCAGGGGACAGCGCGGUGAUCCUUUACUCACUCGAUACAUGGAUCACAUCGAGGAAUAUGGCCUUAAGGGCUACCACAUCGACGAGCGGGAAGCGUUGCGACUGGGGAAUCAACUAUGUGUGCCCGAUGAUCCGGAGCUGAGACAGGAGAUUUUAUCAGAGGUACAUCAGUCGAGGUUAGCGAUAUAUCCGGGGGCGAGCAAGAUGUAUCAAGGUCUACGACAGUGGUAUACUUCGCCAAGGGUCAAGAGGGACGUGGCGGACUACGUAGUGCGAUGCCUCACUUGCCAACAGGCCGCCUUUGAGACUCCGAAGAAGGCAUUGAUCUCUCCGCCCAUCAUUGAUCACUUGCGUGACGAGCUUUAA
This is a messenger RNA of Tarenaya hassleriana, 624 nucleotides long. RefSeq lists its product as uncharacterized. The record is from RefSeq and is a predicted model, not a curated record. The transcript has 3 exons. The coding region runs from base 1 to 624 and encodes 207 amino acids. NCBI's taxonomy places the organism in Eukaryota, Viridiplantae, Streptophyta, Magnoliopsida, Brassicales, Cleomaceae.